GUUUCCGGUAAUCGAGGUGUUAGAGAUUUUCUACAUGUCUUAAACAACUGGAGAGAAUUCUUCAAAACUAACUCAUUGAUGAGCUGAUCAAUGAUCCAACUCUCUAAAGGGCAUCGUCGAGCAAAACAAAAAGUAAUUAAAUUCUCUUCGACCCUAAUAAAAAUAGCGAGGUUGUAGGUUGAAGCUCAUCAUUGUGUUGUUUGGUACGAGAUUCUAUCGAAUGCGCUGACUCUGUUUGUGCAUUUCAAGGUAGGUCAUACAUUCCUAGCUUUUAAAAACUUUCUCUUUCUUAAUUGUGUCACAAAUGGAAAGCUAUUCCUUCUUCGGGGGAUUUCAAAGCAAAUUUCGUAGAUAUCCGCUAAAGACGAUAUCUAUACCUAGUCAGGCGACAUCCUAAACCUUGCAACUUAGCAGAGUUUUGAUUUGUCACUGCUUCUUCUUCCGACGAAUGUUUCAGUUUAUUGUGAUUGUUUUGAACGAAAAACUAUCAACAUCAAACUCACAUUAAACAUUACAGCUAUCUUUCAAAGCAGGCAUCGGUAAUGUUUGGCAAAAAAGGAACAGCCAAAGAAAACAUUUGGUUUCGUUUGGUAUGCAAACUGUUAUGUCUUUGAUGCAAACAUAUCUAUAGCGUAAACCGUGUAUGUUUUGGUUUCUUUGGUUUGGCCAAUAGAAUUAUAAAAGAACAGGUAAUUAUCCUAAUUAAAAACUGUGCAUUUCCAGUAGAGAACAGCAGCUGUCUAUUCCAAAUCAGAAACUAUGGAGAGAGAAUUUGCUCCUAUGAGCACGGGUCUUUUAAUUAAGGGAACAAAAACUCAUUUACCCAAACCUCUGGUGUACAGAAGCUGAAAUCAUCGAUAUGUUCCGAAAAAAAAAUUUAAAAAAUUGAAAAAACCUUUUGAAGGAAGGCAGCUUGCAAACCAUAACACUUGAGUGUGUGUAGCUCGGCUGUUUCUGAGGUUCUCAUGGAGGUGAUGACUCUUCUAGCAAACGCCUCAAGAAUUAGUCCAUUUUGCAGCUAACGAUUAAUUCAAAAGAAAUUUGUUUACGGUUAACCCUUCUCACGACUAACGAUUAAAAUUUGUCAAUUUUUACGCCAGAAGGAUUUUUUGUCGUGUUACGACUAGCGGUUAACCCCAUUAAGGCCUCCUUUCUGUUCUAUAUUUUUUUCUUCAAAUGAUCAACACUAGUUUCCUCCAAGAUAAAAACGAUAAAUACUAUUCAGUUCUCUUAGCUUCAGAAAUUAUUUUCAGUAGAUUACGUUUUUCGGGGGGAGAGAGGGGGAAGACUGGAGAGAAUAAAAAGUUUUGUUGUGACGUCCUCAUGUUGACAGAGAGCAUCGUGACUUCAAGCCAAAAAUUAAAUCAAUUUUGAUGACGUCACUAACCUUUACAUUAUGAAGAAAUCUACGAUUAUAAAAUAAACACCUUUGUAGAGAUCAUUUCCCAACAAUCCUUUGAAAAGUCUUUUUUAAUUUAGAGUGAUUUUCUUUCUUUUCAGUUAUUAAUUUUAUUUUUGUUUUGUUUUUUUUAAAUAAGAUUCAUCGAUACUCAUCUCAUAUUUAUUAUUAUGAUAUAAUAGGAAGCCAACAUGCCUUUUACUCCAGCACCUCAAAAGAAAUGCCAGAGAUGUGCAAAGUCCGUUUACCAAGCCGAAGAGAAAAAAGACUCAAACGGCAAACCGUGGCACAAGAGCUGCUUCACGUGUACGGAUUGCAAAAAAGGCUUGGACAGUACUACUCUGACCAUGCACGACGGUAAGUAAAACGUGAUAACACCAAAGAUUUAAUCCUUUCGUUCCCCCAACUGUGUUAGGACGCCGACCAGUUAAAAUGGAUAUGAUACACCGAGAGAAUAUCUCUUGACACCAGGCUGCUGAUGGAUGACACUUAGUCAUAGCUGUAGCUUAAGACAAACCUUGGAUUUGUCUUAGGGCACUGGUAAUUUUUGUAGUUGUUGUUGCUUUUGGUCUCACUCCGUUUUCCUUUGUCAUCUUACUUGUCGUUAUUUUUUCAGACGAUAUCUACUGCAAGAGCUGUUAUGGUAAAAAUUAUGGCCCCAAGGGAUACGGAUUUGGAGGCGGGGCUGGGGCGUUAACAAGGACACAAUGAAAUGGAUUUUCUGAUUGGCUAGUGUUUAUAUCGUUGGCACAGGCUGUUAAUUGACCAAUUGAUUUAUCUGUGAUUGUUACGUUGAUAGAAAUUUUCUCUCUUCUUCAUUUUUGUAUUAAUGACUGAUAAAAUGACUGGAGUUAAAAAAAUUGGUUUCUUUAGUAGAGACAGGAGGUAAUGGGCUCCUGUUAGAGAGGACAUUUUUUUUUACUUGUUCUCGCCUAUUAUGAUUUAUAGUCACGAUUAAAAUUCGAUAUUUAGACCCAACUGUAUCUUUUGUUAGGAAUAUCGAGAGAUCUCUGAUAAAUAAAUUUUUUUUUUUAACCAUUUUGGUCCAAUCUGAGGACAGCCAUCUCACUGCUGGUCUUGAGGGUCACGCGAGGGUGAUGCGCUUUGCGCGCUACUCAAGGUACGUAAUGAAGGCCCUGUUGACUAAACGACACUCACUCGUGAAACUUUUUGGAAAUUUAGAACAGGUAAUAAAAAAGGGUUUCCCUGUCCAUAAUUUAGAAUGCUAUUGAAGUAGUCUGCUUUUCACCCUUACCCGGUGGGGAAUAAUUGUACUGUUUACUUUUGUAUCCCCUGUGGCUUUGGACUGUAAAUUACGCUUAGAAUGCGGAGGCUUGGCUUCCGAAAGUCGCUCCUUAAUUGGCCACCUAGUGUAGUACAAGCGACCAUAUUUCUUGACUUGUUAGUGAAAGCUGUCUACUGUUGACACCAGAAAUUAUGUCUGGUAAGUGAAAUUAAUUUUUUCUUCUGAAAUUUAACUCAAGAGCGAAGCUUAUGUUAGAUAACUAUGUACAUUUUGCGAUUAGGUGCAACUAACCGUCGCCCGUCCUUCCAUUUUUUCACUUUAAUCUCUUCUUGACGAAUUCGAUGUGCGAUUUCUCUUCGAAGGGGCGAAAUCAAAUUUCAGAUUCAUGCACAAAGCAAUCUAGUCUAAGCAAAGGGACAAUUGUUUUGGCACACGAUUGUUAAUCUUUCUAGGUCAUCAUAAAUAACACACAACUGAGUUGCAAUUAGAAACUGAUGUCUCACGCUGACAGCUCUUUUUCCUUUCUCCGAUAAGCCGAAGAAAACUCAUAUUUCUGUAAAUUUAAUACCAGAGAAUCGCCAAGAGCUAUCAACAGCAAGUGGAAAACACUUUAGUGGUAACUGUAACAAAACCACUGUAGUUUGGAGCGAUUCCGUGACCAAAUUGCGAGUAGACGAAUGUGAAGUCGAAGAAGCUAAAAAACUGUUUAAGUCAUGGUUUAUUUAUGGACAUAAACCGAUGCGUAGUUGUACAGCUCCGUAAUUGUUGUUUAUUUGUAUAUCCCAGGCAGCCAUUUUCUUCUAAAAGAAUUCUUGAUCACCCACCAGAACAUGUAAAAUUAUGGAUGCAUGCCCUAUAGUUAUACUUGUCUGAACUCUUUUGUUUCGCGUGGCUUCACAGAACAGUCUAGAAUCCCUCAUUGCAUUCUUUAAAUGCCUUCUCUCUACAAUGAAGUAGCAGUGUCUUGUUUGUCCUGCUGUUUCAUCAGUCAGCAUUUUCUAUGAUAUCUGAGGACUCUUACUUUUCUUUAUUCCAAGCUUUUGAUGAGACAAAGAAACAAAAAAUAUUUUUAAGCUAUUAGGCAAAUUUUUUGGCACCAGAAAGUAUGGUGAUGUAUUUUGUAGACUCAGAAUGAUGGUAAAUUUUUUUUUUAACUACCUUGUUUAAGUCAGAUUCUUUUGUAAUUCAAACUUGCCAGAUGUGAAACAAACAUCUCUAAUUUAAUAGGCAUUGGGUUGCUUAUUGUCAUCCAGAACUCAUCAUUUUGUUUACUCAAUCAGUUGUUUUCAAAACAUUCCACUUGUAAGACAACUUCUAUAGCUGUAAGAGCUUAUCCUGGCUUUCUGCGGCAUGAAGUGAACAAGAGUAUUGCAUUUCUGCCUUGAAAAAUUUUUUUUAAUAAUUGAGGUUGUAUUGCAGCCUUUUAAGGUAAAGUCAACACUUGAACUAAGGAAUUUGGGUUUGUCAACUGAGUUGAUGAUGUAAAUUGGUCAUGGUAAGGAGUUUCAAAGCUGACAUAUUGAGUGUUAGCCCUAAAUAAGAGCUAUGGCAAGGGGCUUGCAUUUGAAGCAUCAGCUUUGAAACUACACCAAAUUAUUUUGUUACACUCACCCACCAAUGCAGCACAACAGUUUCCUUGGUAACUUACCUCUAUUAUUCUUUGGAACCAGUUGGCCUACCCUGUGUGACAUUUCCUUGUUUCCCCACCAUGAAGAGACAAGGAGUAUUUCUAUGACCCCAGGAUGGGGUGUUAGUGUAGUGCAGUUUACCCACUCCCUUGCCACUUCCCCAGCUUUGCACUAUGAUUCUAUGACAGCUUGCCGUUACCUCUUUAGACUCCUGGGGAGAGAGAGGCACUGAGAAAAUGAAGUUUCUUGUCAAAAAAUGGAAGAUAUGACUUAGCCAGGUUUUGAACUCAGACCCCUCGAUCUGCAGACCAGCACAGUAAAUGUUGACCCUUUUUACACCCUAACAUCAGUGUGCAUGUUCUCCACACUGUUCUCUAUAUGUUUUCUAAGGCACUGACAAGGAGGAUUUGUUUGCCAAUCAAAGGGUUCCUUCCCUGAUGACCAUUUCCUUUAUUCUCAUGUCCUGAAUGUAUGAUUCAGGAGUGAUAUUGUAGGGAGAAAUUAGAUCCUAGUCUCUCUUAGGGUUUAAAGGGUUAAACCGCUGUGUCUCACAUUUUACUCUCACAUUGCAAGCACAUUGUGCUUGUUAUGGAGAUGUUAUAUUUAAGAUAUUUUGCAAUUAAACACAAACUCAACAAUUUCAUUUAUUUUAUCAUGUACAUAUAGGACGGUGUCCUCGUUGUAAUGACCGUGUCUAUGCAGCGGAGCAAGUUAUAGCUGGAAAAAACAAGUAUCACAAACGAUGCUUCACUUGUAACAACAAGCCCACUUGCAACAAGUCCUUAGACAGUGGCUCAUUCAAUGAGCAUGAUGGUAUGUUGUUAUUCAUACUGUUUGUUUGAUCUGUUAAUUUUUUAAAAAUGCUAUUCAGCACUGAGGGUUUUUUUUUUUGCCUUUAUUUCACUAUUUAAAACUGAACAUCCACUAAAUUUACUGUAGUGGUCAUGGCUCAGCACCAUGCAGUAAUGAUAUGCAUGUAGUUGUCUUCCAUUAAUGAGAUGCCUGGUUUUUGUCUUCCAAUACCAGGCCUCACGGAAAAGGAUAAAUUCAAACAAAGUUCCUAUUUGUUUUCCAGAUCAAGUGUACUGUAGAGGCUGCUAUGGCAAACUAUUCGGACCCAAAGGAUAUGGCUAUGGGGCUGGGGCUGGUGCACUCCACUUGACUGGAAAGUAAACCCCUAAUUUUGGUCACAUUCAGUGACAUGUAACUAAGUUACUUUGCACAAUGUAUUUUUAUGUGGAUAAAUGAUCAAACACUUGUCAACUAUAUUUUGAUACAAGCAUUGUAGACCCUUUCAUAGGGGGUUAAUUAUUAAUGCCUUUUUACUGUAAAACAUAAGUUUAAGAAUGUGAUGUUGCCAAGGGAAAAGUGAUCUACUAUGGUUUUAUUAUAGAUUUAUAAGACUAGUUUUGUAAAAAAAUAAAAUGAACAAAACAGAGUUAUUUGCUGUAUUAUGUAAUUCUCUGUGUAGUUCUACUGAUGAGGGGGUCAAAGGGAUAUCAAGUGCCUUGAUUGUUUGUAAAAUCACUUAAAUUUGGGGAAGUAGUUACAGCCAAACCUGUUUUGAGUAGUCAGUUGUGCAAGUCUCAAAAACACUGAUUUUCACUUUUAUUAACUGUUUAAACCCCCAGAGUGACUAGCAUCUAAUUUCUCCUCACAAUAUUACCCCUGAAUCAACAUGAAAGUGAUGAGAAUAGAGAAGAUGAUCACCAACUAGAGCAGCUCUUGAUCGUGAAACAAACUCUCCUUUUCAGUCUUUUUGGAAAUGUAUGGAGAACAGUAUGGAGAAUUUGCAUACUGAUGUUAGAGUGUAAAGGGUUAAGAGGUCACCUCUCUAAAGCAUUUGUGUCCAUCCUUUACUAAGUCCCAGUACUGAAUGGUCACUUAAUGCAGAAUCACUCAAAUAAAACUAAGAAAAGCUUUCAAGUGUAUUUAAUCCAUGUUUAUCUCCCAAAAGUAUUGCUAAUAUAGUAUUUUUGAGCAUGAUUUUGUACAUUUUGUCAUCAAUUAUGGCUUAAAAUGGGGUUUUUAGUUGUCUUUUAUACUGAGGAACCUGUAUGAAGUAAUGAACAUGUAUUGAGCAGUCACCCUGCCUUUUCCUGUGGGUUACCACAUAAUAAAGUUUCAACUGGAAGAUGGUGAAGUAAAUCCUGUGUUCUGGAUAGCUAUUCAAGAGCAACAAAUGAGCUUAACUUGUGCUUUGCGCUGCAUGGAU
Pocillopora meandrina is the source of this 6488-nucleotide messenger RNA. Lineage: Eukaryota; Metazoa; Cnidaria; Anthozoa; Scleractinia; Pocilloporidae. The record is from the annotation of a GenBank genome assembly.